AUGUGGAAACCCUCAUCUAAAUCGAGAGCAGAAGAUGAAAAUCGGAGUAGAGACUCGAAAAUAUCGCACAUUUCUAAAUAUAACUACAAAUCGAGUGAAAACACACACAGAGACCACAAAUACAGCGAUAAUUAUCACAGACGUGAUAUAAGAAAAACAUCCUCGAGACAGAGCACAUAUGGAGGAGAAAACUCUAGAGAAAGUAGAUAUCAUGAACCGAGAUAUAGCACAUCGUCAGCAGACGAUAAUUUAAUGCACAAAUAUAAAAAAAUAAGACACAACUACAGCGAAUAUGAGCCAUCAGAUAGGAAGUACGAGGAUCAUAGCUACGAAUCGAGGAGAAUGAGCGAUAAGUACAGACCACAGUCACAGAGAAGCGACUACAAAAGCACAAAAAGGUCAUACCACUCGCCAUCGAGCCCAAAGCAGCGCUACAGCCCAUACAAGUCAUACGAAAAAUUGAGUUCAUACAGAGCGUAUGACAAGUACAAACACGAAAGUAUAAGUCCAAGGACUCCAGCGUCAGAAGGAAUGACACCACUGAACAAAAAGUUAUCGCCGCCACCACUACCGCCAUUUGAGCCGCCAGCGAUGACGCCGGCAACAGAGGGGACCACAAAAAAGGGAGUUAAAUUUGAAAAAAUGGAAACGAUAUCAACAUUCGCACAGUUCUACGAAAGUAAGAGGAGCGAGGGGAAGUACAAGGAGUACGGAGCAGAUCCGAGGCUGGAGGAGCACCUGUACGGAAGCAGAAUAGUGACCAACUUCGAGCUGGUGGAGUUCACGCAGAACCCGAACAUAGACACGACGCUGGACUCGCCGGAUUUCACGCUGGACAUCAAGUACGACGCGCUCUACACGUUCAACGCGUUCUUCCAGACGCCACUGGAGAUGAUUAACCAACACCUGUUCUCCCAGAGACCAAAAAUAGAAGAAGAAUGGGACGUUGUCACUGUUGGUGAUUGGGAUUCCGAGGAACUACGGGCCAGUAGACGUGGUGUCACAGCUAGUGGAAGCACACCAGAAGGUGAUGGGCACCAAAGGUAUGGUAUGGAAACACACCAAUGUUUAGAAACACUGUUUGACGCGUGGCAGAGCGAAGAGGAAGCGGAUGAACUCACCCCAAUCAAGAUGCAGAACACGCUGAAGAACGACUGCAAAAACCUGGGAAUCUCGAAGUUCAUACUGCUCUUCGGAGACUCGAACGUGGCAAUCAACGAGAUACCGCUGAUGUACCCGAGGAACCCGGAGGCGCAGGAAGCUGGGGACGACAUGGAGGAAAUCAAAAAGAGGUUCAUCGCAAACGACCAGCCGGAAGGAAUGGGACUGCUGGUGUUUGAAAGCGAGGAGCAGGCGCUGCGCUUCUGGUCAGUGAUGGCGACGAACCUGGUGCAGGUGUACCCCUCGGCAAUGAGGAUGUGCCCAGACCCCUCAGGCUGGAGAAUAUACUCGGAGGCGCUGUCGCUGUCCUUUAAGACGGAAAUGCUCACGGGAGCGCCGCAGCCAGUGAAGUCGCCGCAGAACGACACGCUGGACCUGCUCUCAGUGCUGACGACGCCGAACGCAAGCUUCACGCAGACGCCCUCGCAAGCAGGCGGGCACUACAGUCAGAGCAGGCAGCAGGUGGAAUCGCCUGGAAACAAGGGCGACGCGAAGCCGGCGAAGAACACCACGCUCACGUACGUCUGCUCCUACGUGUCGGAGCAGGAGGACGCGAACCAGAUGGCCAAAAACCUGACCAAGCACGGAGUGAAGUGCAUGUACCACAAGCCCUCAAAAAUCAUGUCGCUGCAGUUCCCGGACGAGAAGACGCUCCAGGAAAUAACCUUCGGAAGGAAAAUUUACAUGACGCACACGGGCUCGCGCGUCCAGUGCUGCUUCAUCAAGUGCGACGGGAAGGCGAUGCCGAUCCUGAAGAGGGCUAACGUGGAGCACCUGUCGAACUCGCUCGACAGGAAGAAGAGCGCGCCGGCGAAGACGAUAAGAUUUAAGCCUCCAGCGCAGGGGAUUAUGAACGUGGAGGACCUGAAAGAGUAA
Molecule: messenger RNA, 2037 nt
Organism: Theileria orientalis strain Shintoku
Lineage: Eukaryota; Apicomplexa; Aconoidasida; Piroplasmida; Theileriidae
Exons: 2
Coding region: 1-2037 (678 amino acids)
Source: RefSeq, a predicted model, not a curated record